Messenger RNA from Rhipicephalus microplus (southern cattle tick), 1739 nucleotides. It is a transcript of the gene Taf7, whose product is annotated as TATA-box binding protein associated factor 7. The record is from RefSeq and is a predicted model, not a curated record. Gene Ontology annotation, molecular function: RNA polymerase II general transcription initiation factor activity. NCBI's taxonomy places the organism in Eukaryota, Metazoa, Arthropoda, Arachnida, Ixodida, Ixodidae. Gene Ontology annotation, cellular component: transcription factor TFIID complex. Gene Ontology annotation, biological process: RNA polymerase II preinitiation complex assembly; transcription initiation at RNA polymerase II promoter.
UAGAUAUCAUUCUAGCUAUUGCAUAGAGUUUUCUAAUAUACACCGCUAGUGUUUGUUUGCAAUGUUCGCGACUCGUCUAGAGUCCACGUGCGUGAUCGUUUACGAAUGAGUCGGGAUAUUUUCUCGAAAUAGACGUUUUUGAAGUAGUGACGGCCAGUAAUCGCGGAAACGUUCCCAGUAAGAGUGCUUACAAGGCGACGCACACGGUUCACGCGAGUUCCAAGUGAAACUGCCGUAUCACAAGGCCGGUGCCCAAGCCCUGUUCCGAAAGGUUUGCUUCGUACCGGCUUGGUACCAUCAACCAUCGCAGUCGUGUUUAUUGAUCGAUACCCUUGUUGUCCGAACGAGAAAGCACCGUUAGCACCAUGAAUGCCCCUCCGGAAAUCAAGAAGACCAAGGAAGAAGCCCCGGCUGAACUUGAAAGUCAGAUCAUCUUGCGACUUCCGGGACAGGCCGCCGCUGCGCUGCGGGCAGCCGUGCGGUCGGGCGUCAUGAACCUCAAAGACAGGUUGACCAUCCAGCUGGAACCGGACAAUCGACACGGCACGGUCCGCUUCGACCGCUGGACCCUCUCCGCUCGCGUCGUCGACCUGCCGUCGAUCAUCGAGUCUCACAAGACGUUGGACCGCAAGACCUUCUACAAGACGGCCGACGUGGCGCAGCUGAUGAUCUGCAAAGAAGAGGACGGCACCGAGGAAGAAGAGGCCAAGAAGGCGGCCGCUGCCGAGGACGAGGAAGCGUUGCGCCGCAAAGAACGCAAGGACGCCAAGGACAAGAAGUACCAGUACCCGCACGGCAUCACGCCGUCCCUGAAGAAUGUGCGCAAGCGUCGGUUCCGCAAGGUGCUGAAGAAGAAGUACGUCGACUUCCCGGAGAUUGAGAAGGAAGUGAAGCGACUGUUCCGCACUGACAAUGAGGCUGUUUCAAUCCGCUAUGAGGUGGUCAAUGCCGACGACGACAAGGGCGGAGACGGCAAAGGUGACGGAACCGAAGUGGCCAACGGUGGCUCCGGCGAGCCCCACGUGAGCGGUGGCUUCGGCUCACCCUCUGUAAGCGCGCUGCUCAACAGCAACUCGCAGAGCAUGGACGUUGGCGAGCAUGACCUCUUUGGGGAAGCUUUGAGCAGCUCCGACGAGGACGACGUCAACAUCGUUGACUCAGGCGGCGAGGAAGACCUCUUGCCACGGGCCCCGAAGCAGAGGCACCCAUUGUCUUCAGGCAAACAGGAUGGCGGCUCUUCGCCAGACAUGGUGACGGACUUCCGACGAGGCAUGCUGGCUGCCACUGACAAGAUGGCGUCCAGUGCAAGCGCGGCAGCGACGGCAGCUGCAACCAGUUCUCUGGUUGAGGAGUACGUGGACGACCCAGACUACGGAGAGGACAAGGAAGUGAUCGAUUUUGCCACCAAGAAGCAAGGAGACGACGAUGCCGAUGAGCCGGAGCAGGAUAACUCUGCGCUCCUGAACCGGUUGUCUGAGCUGGAACGAGAGAUCGCUCAGCUGCAAGAGCGAAGGCAGGCACAGGAGCUGGAGAUAGCAUCCAUAGAGAACCAGGCUCUCAAGCAGCGGUUCCAGAACAUUGUCAACUCUCUGAAGAUCGAAGAGAGCGAUAAGCAGAGGGAAUAUGACGAAAUUGUGUCUCGACUUCACCAGUGAUUGCACUGCUGUGUGAGCAGUGUGUACAUACUUUCUUGCCAAUGUAGUGAGAAAUGUUUUGAUAAAUAUUUAUACCUACCUUUA